Molecule: messenger RNA, 1485 nt
Organism: Nerophis ophidion (straightnose pipefish)
Lineage: Eukaryota; Metazoa; Chordata; Actinopteri; Syngnathiformes; Syngnathidae
Product: transmembrane protein 79-like
Exons: 6
Coding region: 543-1400 (285 amino acids)
Biological process (GO): regulated exocytosis
Cellular component (GO): trans-Golgi network membrane; lysosomal membrane
Source: RefSeq, a predicted model, not a curated record
ACUCAUUAUAUAAAAGUCUGGCGUUUUAGUCCCGCAACACCAUCAGAAGUUAGAAAUGUCAGAAGUCGUUGACAUGAGGAACGACGCUGGAAAUAUGACACUUGCUCAUUUGUUUCAUCAUGUGCCGCACAGUGUGACGUCACAAAGGCAUCGGUUGCGUUUUGAAGUUGUUGUUAAAUUAAAAAAAAAAACACGAAAUGGGUUGUAUUAAUGUCAACAUUAAGUGCUGUCAAAAGGACGUGUCUUGAAAAAGAAUAGAUUUAAUUCUUCCUCUCGAGCACACGCUAUAAGGACUUCCCCUAAGAGGAAUUUUUACCUGUGACCACACCUGAACAACAACAACAACGCGACACAAGGAGAACAACUUGAGAGUGUUUUAGUGAGAUUGUAAAGUCAUACCUGAAAGUCGGAGGGCUGCGGUGAACGCCAGUGUCUCUCAGAGAAGCCAAUGGAGGAGCCAAGAUCACAGCUGCCUUUUUGACCUGCAGGAGGAAGUCGCAUAAGCCACUGAAGUCUCCGGUGUGCGUCCCCCCCCCCCCAAAAUGGAGACUCCCAGCAUGCAACAGGACAUCCAGACCGAGGACAGCAGCAGUUGUGUGUCGGCCAAAGAAAAGAAGAGCGGCGAGAGGGAGGAGCCUGAAGGCAACUUCCUGCCGGAAAAGGCCGCCCAGGUGUUCCACUUUGCAGCGACCAGGCCGCUGUCCCCAUCCAGACGAAGUGAAGCAUUGUGGGGGAAGGGGUAUGAGGGUCCUGAGGACACGCCCCAACCCACAGAUGGGCGGGGCUGUCCCAGUAGGGAUAUCUGGAAAGUGGGCGUGUCUUUGAUGACCUCCGCAAUUUUCUUCCCCUUCCUCAUCUGGGGAGGGUUUGUGUUCUUGCCGUUUGACGCCCCCCCGCUGGUUGGCGCCCCCUUGCGGCUGGUCUACACAUUGCGCUGUUCUGUGAUUGCUGCCACACCUGUCAUUUUAGGCUGGCUAGUCCUGGGUGUCAGCAGACUGAGGUUUGGCCUGGUCCGGCCCUCCUUGGACUACGGCGAGGACGAGCAGCAGCCUGAGGGCGUCGGUCUUCACAGAAGCUUCACGUCGGACUCGGUCGCCUUGUUCCUGCUCCACUUCCUGCAGCUGGUUGUCAUGGCGAUUUACCUGCGCCAGGAGCAUCUGAAGCUGGUGCCUCUUCUCGCCAUCAUGUUCGCAUUGGGACGGUUGGCCUACUGGGUGGCGGCCGCAUUCGGCAGCAGCGUUCGAGGUUUUGGAUUCGGUCUGACCUUCCUGCCUAUCCUGGUCAUGGCGACCAUCAACAUGGUCUUCAUCUACGACAAGGAUCCGUCAUGGAUCUUCAGAUUGCCUCACAACAUGGAGGUCUUGGCUCUGCCCACCAGCAGGCAGCGGUUCUGGGGAUGAGGUCACUUCCUGACACUUCCCCCCCGCGUCAAGCACCGUUUUGCCGUGCCAGGAACUUGUUUUCAAAAUAAAACAGGAAAUCGGU